AAAUAAUCAUUUUUAUACACAUAUAUCUCAGCUUUUUGGCGAUUUUCAUAUCUAUAUGAGUUUUUGCCCAUUCAUGGGAACAUAUUGCAAUAAUAGCCUACAUUACAAAGGUAGAUCGAACCAGGGAAGAGAAAUCUCGAUUGAUGCGGAAGUUUUAGGUGGUUUUUCUUCUAGGCAAUGGGGCGGAGUCGAGACACUUAGCCAUGAAAGGAAAAUGGCGACGCUCGUGUUGGAUAACGGCGCUUAUAAUGCCAAGAUUGGAUACAGUCAUGCUCAUGUCAGUGUCAUUCCCAAUUGUCAGUUCAGAUCAAAGACUGCUCGUUUGAAAACAUUUACAGCUAACCAACUGGAUGAAAUUAAAGAUCCCUCUGGACUUUUUUAUAUUCUCCCUUUUCAGAAGGGAUACUUGGUUAAUUGGGAUGUUCAGAGACAAGUAUGGGAUUAUCUUUUUGGAAAAGAAAUGUAUCAGGUAGAUUUUGUUGAUACUAAUAUAAUCAUCACAGAACCUUAUUUCAACUUUAGCUCAAUUCAAGAGUCUAUGAAUGAAAUAUUAUUUGAAGAAUACCAAUUCCAAGCAGUUCUCAGAGUAAAUGCUGGAGCUCUUAGUGCCCAUAGAUACUUCCGAGAUAACCCAUCAGAAUUGUGUUGUAUUAUUGUGGACAGUGGAUAUUCUUUUACACACAUUGUGCCUUACUGCAGAAGUAAAAAGAAGAAAGAAGCAAUAAUAAGGAUUAAUGUUGGAGGAAAACUCUUAACCAAUCAUUUAAAGGAAAUAAUCUCUUACAGGCAGCUCCAUGUUAUGGAUGAAACUCAUGUGAUUAAUCAAGUGAAAGAAGAUGUAUGUUAUGUUUCACAAGACUUUUUCAAGGAUAUGGAGAUUGCCAAAUUGAAAGAAGAAAAUACAGUGAUGUUGGACUAUGUUUUACCAGACUUCAGCACAAUAAAAAAAGGAUUUUGUAAGCCAAGAGAAGAAAUGGUGUUAAGUGGAAAGUACAAAACUGGUGAACAAAUACUUCGUCUUACAAAUGAACGAUUUGCAGUUCCAGAAAUACUCUUCCAUCCUUCAGAUAUUGGCAUUCAAGAAAUGGGAAUUCCUGAAGCUAUUGUUUAUUCAAUUCAGAAUUUGCCAGAAGAAAUGCAGCCUCAUUUCUUUAAGAAUAUUGUUUUAACUGGUGGGAAUUCUCUGUUCCCCGGUUUCAGAGAUCGUGUUUAUUCUGAGGUUCGAUGCCUCACUCCAACAGAUUAUGAUGUUUCAGUUGUUCUACCAGAGAAUCCUAUUACUUAUUCCUGGGAAGGUGGAAAGUUGAUUUCUGAAAAUGAUGAUUUCGAAGAUAUGGUAGUAACAAGAGAAGACUAUGAAGAAAAUGGGCAUAGCAUAUGUGAAGAAAAAUUUGAUAUUUAAAUAGAUUACUUCCAUAUAGGUGUUAUAUUGUAUAGAUUGGCAAGAUGUCUUCAUUUGGUGUUGUGUUGUAGAAUAACUAAUAUUGAUGAACUGUCUAUAUUUAACUGUAUUUACUUGUGUACAUGAGUAUUCAAACAUAUAAGUGUAUAUAUUGGUUAUUACUGAUCACUGAAUUCAUGGCAAAUAUAUGAAUUCUAAAGAAAAUAACUAGAAUAGCUCCUUAAAGGAAGUCAGUUAAUAUAUCAGAAUAUUUUGUGGCCGAGAUGACUUACAAAUUUUUAAAUGUAUAGUAUAUAUGAAACUUUAAUGUAUAUAGGAAACCUUAAUUUUGGAUUCUAGAAAGAUAAUUAUGUAUAACUCAAAAGCUAGUUCAUUUUUAAAAAUAUCUAAUCUUGAUCAAUUUAAUAAAUGGGUAAUUUUAUCUACAGGUCCUCUUUAUUAGUGGAAAGGCAGCCACUACUAAACUGAAGACAAAGGUAACAUACUGCAGUAUCAAAUCUCUUAAUAGAGAAAUAUUCCAAGGAAUUAAAAUUGGAAGGGGCCAUUCAAGUUAUUGAGUUUAGACUCAUUCUUAAUGUAGGGAUUUACAUUCAAUUCUCUUAGACUAUCUAGCCUUCAUGUUAACAAAGGCAAAGGUUGGACAGCCAUUUAGGUGAGAAGAUAAGAGAACUCCUCGCUUGAGUACAAGUUAGAUUAGAAAACAUCCAAGGUGUAACUCUCAACUUUCCAAAAAAGGGGAGCCCACCAUGAUUUUACUUGUGGGAAGGUUUUCCUAACAUUCAGUUGAAAUCUGUAAUUUAAAUUUAAAUUUAAAUCCAUAUCCUCUACUAUGGAGUUAAAUAGAAAAGUGCUAACAUACAGUAGUGCUUCAGCUUUCUCAAGGUUAUAAAAACCUAGCUCCAUUAAUGUGUUCGUAGAAUUUAAUUUGUAGUCUUCAUUAUAGUCCUAACCCUCCUUGCUGUUCUAUGAACUUGUGAUAAUUUCUCCAAAUCCCUUACAAAGUGAGUUCAAAUCUGAAUACAGAAAAGUAGUUGUAAUGGGGACUGACAAAAUUCUCAGUGCCAGAUGUUCCAACAAUAUUUUAUUAUCAAUUUCAUUCUAUGAUGAAUUUUAACUUAUAAUAGGAAUGAAUACACCUAUAUACAACCUGGCUCCUUUGGGUGGUUGUGGAUGCAUGUAGCUGGAGUCAGGAGAUAAAUGUUUUUCCUAGGGAGGGUGAAAUCCCACUAGCCUCAAAAAAAUGGUAACAUGCUGUCUUUUGAAGAGGCUGUUUCUAUCCAGCUGUAUUGGAUGACUUCUUAUCUUCAAAUUUGUCUUUUGGAGCAAAUUCUACAGAUGGUAUGGAAUUAAUUAGAUCUAAAAUGAAAUGGCUCAUCUGAUCCCUUCCAGUCUGGAUUCAGGCAGGCAUAUGAGAAACAGGAAUAAUUUCUCUGGAGCAUUACCUUCGGUAGAAUCUGAUUACAGAUUUGCCACUCCUUUUUAGAGCCCUUAACAGCAUUCAGUAAUUCAACUUUGGUAUCCUUGUCACCACUAGGAAGGAGAGUUAUAUGGGAAUCUUUGUUAACAUUCUUUGUACAUGUAAAAUAAAGACUCCUCAGAAAUA
Molecule: messenger RNA, 3005 nt
Organism: Crotalus tigris (Tiger rattlesnake)
Lineage: Eukaryota; Metazoa; Chordata; Lepidosauria; Squamata; Viperidae
Gene: ACTR6
Product: actin related protein 6
Exons: 11
Coding region: 56-1402 (448 amino acids)
Cellular component (GO): Swr1 complex
Molecular function (GO): nucleosome binding
Source: RefSeq, a predicted model, not a curated record